AUGGGUGUGCGACUAGUUGUUCAUCUGAUACUAGUAUUUGUAAUAAGAGGAGUUGUCGCAGCCGCUGCAGUUGACGAGUGCAGGCCUAUGAGAUGCUCCAAAUAUGGCCCAGAAAUUCGGUUCCCCUUUCAGCUCAAAGGCCGGCAGCCUGAGCACUGUGGCCUCCCCGGCUUUCAAGUUUCUUGUCGCAGAGGCAAGGUUUUAAUGGAGUUCCAAUACUUAAAAAACACAUCUCUCUCAGGAAUCCAGCUCCUCACUAGUCAAGAGGUAGAACUCCUAUUUAUUGAUUACACAAGGCAAAGCACAUCAUACGGUAUUAAUUACAGCAAACUAAGACUUGUUUCGACCCUAGAUCCAUUGUCAUCUGCAAUAACUCCUCCUCCCAUGGAUAUCUACGUCUUAUACGAGGACACCACAUGUGUCACCUGUUCCUUAAGAACUGGAUCUGAAAUUUACCCGCCCACUAAAAUGGUCACUUCUCUUAGUGGAGAAGAAAUUCCAGUCAAAUGUUUUUGGGACUCCUAUAUGAACAUUAGUGAACCAUCUAUGACCUCCUGCACCAUACUUUUUAGAUCUACUAUCCCGCCAGAUUAUACUGAUGCUAGGCCUCCCAUUGGAAUCGUGACUAAUUGGGAAGCUCCAGAUUGUAAGAAAUGCGAAGCCAAGGGGAAGGCCUGUAAGCUUUUAAAGAAUGUCAGCAACAGUACCAGACCAACUGAUUACACUACUACAUGUUUUUCCAGAGUUCAGCAUCAUGAUUCAAUCAAGCCAGUACAAGUUGAAAUCCCAGGUGCUACUCUUGUCAUGAUUGGUCUCAUAGUUUUACUGUAUUAUUCAAUCAGAUCACAUAGACAAAAGAAAUAUGAUGAAUUGAAAAUCGAGCUGUUUCUAGCGAAUUACCGAGCCAUGAAGCCGACAAGAUACUCCUAUGCUGAUAUCAAGAAAAUCACUAGUAAUUUUAGUCAUGAAUUAGGACAAGGAGGUUUCGGAUCAGUCUACAAAGGUCAAAUUACCAGUGACAUUAUUGUAGCGGUUAAGGUCCUAAAUAGCGAUCCAAAAGCUAAUGGGGAAGAUUUCAUCAAUGAAGUGGGAACUAUUGGACGAAUCUAUCAUGUUAACGUGGUUCGUUUGGUGGGGUAUUGUGCUGAUGGCUGCAACCGAGCUCUUGUCUACGAGUUCCAGCCUAAUAAUUCUCUAGAAAAGUUCAAAUACUCUGGUAAAAAUCACAGCAACAAUUUCCUAGGCUGGGAGAAGAUGCAAGGAAUCGCUCUAGGCAUAGCUAAAGGAAUUGAAUAUCUUCAUCAUGGGUGCGCUCAGCAGAUCCUGCAUUUUGACAUCAAACCUAAUAAUAUCCUGUUGGACUGUGAUUUUAAUCCCAAAAUUUCUGAUUUUGGUUUGGCCAAGUUGUGUUCCAGGGACCAGAGCCUUGUGUCUAUGACUAUGGCUAGGGGGACCAUUGGCUACAUCGCCCCAGAAGUAUUUUCUAGAAAUUUUGGAAAGGUGUCAUCGAAAUCAGAUGUUUAUAGCUUUGGAAUGUUAUUGCUUGAAAUGGUAGGGGCAAGGAACAACAAUACAGGUGAAAACAUAACUGACACAUACUUUCCCGAAUGGAUUUAUCAUCAUUUAGAGGACGGUGGAGAAAUAGCAAUCGAAAUAGAGAAAGAAGAAGAUUCAAACAUAGCAAAAAAACUUACAAUUGUGGGACUAUGGUGCAUAGGGUGGCAUCCGGUGGACAGACCAUCAAUGAAACGUGUUAUCAAUAUGCUAGAAAGUCAAGAAUGUCCGGCAAUGCCCCCUAAUCCCUUUGGAACAUCAAGCGUAAGGUCAUUUGCAACUGAUCUAGAAGCCAUUUCUGAGUCUGAGUGAUAUAUUAUAGUCAGAACUACAUUCCUGUCUAACAUGCCAGAUUAUUUAGUUAUACUUUCCGUAUGAAUGUUAAUAUGUUAUGUUCAUGUAGACUGUAGUGUUUUAUUUGAAGUA
Molecule: messenger RNA, 1980 nt
Organism: Daucus carota subsp. sativus
Lineage: Eukaryota; Viridiplantae; Streptophyta; Magnoliopsida; Apiales; Apiaceae
Product: rust resistance kinase Lr10
Exons: 2
Coding region: 1-1866 (621 amino acids)
Biological process (GO): protein phosphorylation
Molecular function (GO): protein kinase activity; polysaccharide binding; ATP binding
Source: RefSeq, a predicted model, not a curated record